Molecule: messenger RNA, 1976 nt
Organism: Aspergillus homomorphus CBS 101889
Lineage: Eukaryota; Fungi; Ascomycota; Eurotiomycetes; Eurotiales; Aspergillaceae
Product: putative oxidoreductase, FAD-binding
Exons: 2
Coding region: 146-1942 (598 amino acids)
Molecular function (GO): oxidoreductase activity
Source: RefSeq, a predicted model, not a curated record
CGGUCACUGACACCAUCCUUGCUGAUUAAUACUAUGCUCUCGCGCCUUCGACAUUCUAUAUUGGUGUCAUUCAAGCUGUGAUGUCUUUGUUGUUCUUGAUUUCAUGUUGGCAGUCUAAUAUCAGUUACCAAACUAUCAGCCCAACAUGACCUCCAUACUUGCAGGUUCCCUCCCCUGGCAUGAGGGCGAGCAGAAGAUGCAAAAUCUACUUCAGAUCCCACCCCAAGUCAACCCCACAGUUCCCUCCCUGAGCUAUAAGGCCGGUUACCUAUUGCGAACCGCUCCCCUGCUGGCCAUCGGAACGAUCGAUUCGGAAGGACGGCCAUGGACGAGCAUCUGGGGCGGCGAGAAAGGCUUCGCCAGACCUACCUCACAGACCACCGUCGAACUGACUACACCUGUGGACAGGAGCUUUGAUCCCCUCUCCGAAAAUCUACUGGGGACAUCUGGAGGAAAACUGAUAUCUGGGCUAGUCCUUGAUCUGGAGAAUCGCAACAGGGUGAAGCUUCACGGCAAGGCGAUUGCGGGGUCCCUUGACUCUACAGAUGAACCCCGCCACGCAGCAUCAGGCUCAGGCCAGGCCGGAAUCGCCCACCUGACGUUGCACAUUGAUGCAAGUCUCGGAAACUGCCCGAAGUAUAUCAAUAAGAAGCAGAUUAUCCCUGCUUUGCCAAGUCCGAAGCUGGUAUCGAAUGCGCCUCAAUUCCCGCCAAUGGCUGUUGACUUCCUGGAUCGUGCCGAUUGCUUAUUUAUUUCCUCGGCCCACGGUACGAUCGAUAUGGACACAAACAUUCGUGGUGGUCCCCCAGGAUUUGUGCGACUGAUCUCUAACGAGCCAAAUGGGGCUGUCUUCGUUUAUCCAGAGUACUCAGGAAAUCGACUAUACCAGACUUUAGGCAAUCUUCAGACGAAUCCCCUUGCGGGAUACGUCUUCCCAGAUUUCGAGACAGGGAAUGCUUUAUAUGUUACUGGUCGCACGCGGAUCCUGGUGGGCGCAGAUGCUGCACGGGUGCUUCCGCGCUCCAACCUAGCGGUCGUGGUGACCGUCACAGCAGCUAGAUAUGUGGAAAAGUCCCUCUCCUUCCGCGGUAUAGCCGGGGAGCCGUCUCCGUACAAUCCGCCAGUGCGGUAUCUGGCAACAGAAAAGGUCAACGCCGCUGGCUUGAACGAUGAUAGUUCUAUCACAGCAACUCUUAUUCGGAAAGAAAGUCUUAGUCCAGCAAUCUCGCGGUUUCGUUUUCGCGUCUCCGAUCCAGCCAAGCUUGGAAAGUGGAUUCCUGGGCAAUAUGCUACGUUCUCAUUCUGGGAGGAAUUAAAUCUCGGUUACAGCCACAUGCAAGAUGAUGAUCCGACCAGCCUCAAUGAUGACUAUGUUCGAACUUUCACCAUAUCUUCUUUCCCAGGCGAUGGGAUCUCUGCAUCGGAGUUUGAGAUAACGGCUAGGAAGCACGGCAAUGUCACUCGCUAUCUUUGGGGUGUCAAUGAACGAGCCGGUCUCGAGGUGCCCCUCAAGGGAAUUGGGGGAGAAUUUCAGAUCAAACCGACGGCAAACGAGUUCCUGCCAUUUAUAGCAGGGGGUAUCGGAAUCACACCACUGCUUGCGCAGCUCCCUGGUCUUGAUGUUAGUCGGUUGCGGCUCCUGUGGUCUAUAGCUAUGAGCGACGUGGGUCUAGUGUGGGAUACGUUCAAGCGGUUUCCGGCGUUGCCCAAGUCGACGUCUCUAUUUCUUACCGGUUCGGAUCCACGGGACGAGUCUACCCGGCGUCAAUAUGAGACUGUGCUGUCAUCUGGAGCACAAGUUUCGCGACGCAGAAUCGAGGCAGGAGAUUUGGAUCUGUCGUUGGCCGAUACAUGGUAUUUCUGUGGCAGUGUGGCCUUGAAAAGCUCGGUAUUAGACUGGCUCGCUGGUAAGAACGUAGUAUAUGAAGAUUUCAAUUUUUGAUUAUCAUGCUAUCAUCAAUCGAAUAAUCGCACCU